AUGACUAGAAGUACAGGUUAUGAUACAUUCCCAGAACAAUCUCCUAAAUAUAUUUCGAGGCUUAUUUUCAACCAAGUUGAUUCAAAUUCUUUCAUAGCCAGCAAUAAGCAUCAUCUUAAUUCUGAAGAAGAAGAUGACACUAAAGAAAAAUACAAUACAAAUCAGACAAUUAUUGGAGAUGCAAAUAGUUUUUUAGAAACAUUAAAAGAAGAUACAGUUGCACUAAUGAAUAAAGAUAUAAAGGAGAAGAAAAAAAUGCUAAACAAUAUCGAACAAGAUAUUAAAUCAUUAUUUAAAGAAAUUAUUUCUUAUGAUAUUAAUAUGACUAAAAUAAAACUUAAACCAAAAGAGAUAGAAAUGAUGGAGGACACAAACUUGUUUCUUGAACCCAUAUCAGAAGAAACUUACAUAGUUAACAUUUUAGUACCAAUCCUUAAUAAAAUUUUUAUCAAAAAUAAAAAAAGCUGA
Racocetra fulgida is the source of this 468-nucleotide messenger RNA. NCBI's taxonomy places the organism in Eukaryota, Fungi, Glomeromycota, Glomeromycetes, Diversisporales, Gigasporaceae. The record is from the annotation of a GenBank genome assembly.